AUGGCUUGGUUUAUUUUUAUUUUAUUAAUUAAUUUUUUAAAUUUUAUUUUUAUUAAUGCUGGUUCUCCUUUAAUUAUACCAGGCUUCUUAUAUUUUUUUUUAAAUUUUUUAAAAAUUAUUUUUAUAGAGCCGUGCCAGGAUGGGUUAUUCUACUACCAACACUACGCGGUUUACAGAUGUGUUGAUGGGCAUAAAAUGUUUCAAAAUUGCGUACCAUUAAAUGAACCUCAUUCACUAGCAAUCGCAAUUAAUUCAACUUUAAUAACUCCACAUUUUCGUUCUAUUUGUGUUCAAUAUGCUCCUGACAGUGUUCAAUUUUUACGAACACAUUGUGUUGAAGGGACCAGAUUUAUGAAGCCAAACACAAAUUUAGAAUUUUCAAAUCGCCGUGUUGAAUGUUUAUUUGAUCGAAAUAUUCAAACUCUUCGUAAAGUGGUUGUUCGAAAACGACUAUGCCGUCACAAAAAGGAUGCAAAGGUGGAAGAAAAUGUUCAUUAUAUUUGUAAAAACAAUGCUUAUUGGCCUGACUACUGUGUUGGUGCAGAUGCUUUAGACGGUUCUGAAAUACAAAUAAAAUUUGGGGAACAAAAAUCGGAUGGAAUUAAUUAUAUUUAUGAAUGUAAAAUAAACAAGGCUGCAACAACUACAACAACAAAUAUAACAACAGCAAUUACAACAAACAAGCGGUCAAAAAAUAAAAAGAAGAAGAGAAUACCUGAUGUUGUUAAUCUUGGACCGAUUAAAUGUAUUCAUUAUUUUAAUUCAUCAUCAAUACCAACUUUAAUUGAAAUUGGCUAUCAAUUGGAAUUUAUUGAAGGAAAUGUAAUUAUUUAUUGUUUGAACAAUUCUGGUUGGGCUAAGAAAUUGGUAGUUCCUUUAGCCCCUCAAGUCAGCGUUGAAUGUCUUUACCCUUUUGGAAGUCUAAACCUCUAUUCUUGCCAUGGAUUGAUUUAUAGUUGGUCUUUACUUAGUCAAAUUCAAUUGCUUGGAUGUGUUGACCCAAUGAAUUUACAGAAUUGGAUACCUUUGGGUAGCAACUAUACAAAUAUUGAUGGGGAUGUUUUGGAAUGCAGAAAGGAAGGAUUGGUUUAUGUCGGCUGCAAAAGCUCUACAGGAAAAUACUUAAAAAUUGGUGAAAAUGAAGGCAAUCCAAUUGGUGGUGGAAUUGGAAUAUUUGAAAAAUGUGAAGCAGACAAAGGAUUAAUUAAAUAUCACAAAUUUAAUUGCCUUUUUGGUGAUAAUAUUAUUUUGCCUGGACAUUAUUUUGUUUUGUCAGUUAAAGGGGCUAGCAAUUUAAAAUUGAGAAUUGCUUGUGAAAGACAACGCUUGUUUUUGGGAAAUGAAUUGAUUGAAAAUUUAAAUCAUAAAGCCUUUUGGUAUGUUCUUACUCACAAAGAUUGUAUUGAUGAUUAUGGAAGUAUCAUUCCACUGGAAUUUUGCAGACCAAGUGGAGUACAAAUUGAAAAGCCUAUUGGAUGCAAAUUUGGUUCAAAAAAUUUAUUACCAAGAGAGCAAAUGGUUAAUAGUCAAGAUAUACUUGAAUGUUUACCUAAUGGACAACUGGUUAAAAUUGGCUGUUAUUUGGAAUCUUUGAAUAUUACAAUGGCUUUAGGACAAAUUGAACCUUUACCCAAAAAUCACAAUAUUUUAAUUCAAUGCCAAAUUAAUUCUACUGGAAUAUCUUUUACAAAUGGAGUCAAAAAUUGUAUAAAAGAAGAAACUGGAGAAGAAUUUUUAUUUGGUUCAAAGGAUGAGGAUUCUGAUUCUAUUCGUGUAUGUACUCGAAAAAGUGAUUUGUCUAAUUUGCAUGGAGUGUGGGAAUUGACUCAUUGCCUUUUUGGCACAAUUAAAGUCCCUCGUGGAAGCUGCUUUUUUAAUAAAACAACGGAAGAAAAUAAUCAAAAUAAUUCUACUUGUAAUUUAAAUGAUUCAAAAGGUGUAUAUAAAUUAUGUGAACAGGACAAAAAUUUUAAACCAAUAUUUUUGGAUGCUUCUUUUGAAUAUUGCUCUCCAAGUCAAAAUAUAAAAGCAACAGAUUUAAAUGGACAAAUAAUAAAUACACAAAUUGAGGAGUUUAAACAAACAAGUUUUGAAUGUAAUUAUUCUGAUUGGAGACCCAAACCUUUACCUGUUGAAUUAGAAAAUGCUUCAGAAGAAGAAGAAAUUGAUGAAUAUAUUGAUGAUGAGGAAUAUUCUGAAGAAGAGGAAGAAGAAUUAAAAACAGCAGAAGAAAUUGAAGAAGUAGAGGAAGAAAAAGAAAAUAAAUUUUUAAAAAAACAAAGCAAAAUUCAAAAUAAAUUAAUGAUGGAAGAAGAAAUUGGAGGGAUUAGAAUAAAAGAUCCAACAUUGGAAGAAAUUGUAGAAGAAGAACAAAAUGAACUGUUGGAAGCUCCAAAAGAAGAAGAAAAUAAAACAAGCAAAACAUUUGAAGAAACAUUGUUGUUGGAUAAAUUUAAACUUGAAAACAUGACUACAACAACAUUAGCAACAAUAUUAACAACAACAAAACAAAGUUUGGAAACAACAACAGAAGAAAAUAAACUUGAAGCAACAACAACAGAAAACAAACUUGAAUAUUUGUUGGAAAUAAACAUGGAAAACAACAACAAACUUGAAACAACAACAGAACAAAACAAACUUGAAAACAUUAAUUUAACAACACAAACAUCAAAACGUUAUAUUCCAACAACAUCAGAACAAACACCAGAACAAACAACACAACAACAAACAAACACAACAAACAACAUGUUUGUUUUGUCUAAUGAAACAAUACUUGAAGAAUUUGAAGAGGAAAUAAUUGAAGAAUUGUCUACAAUAAAACCUUCUAUACAAGAAGGAAAGAAUUUAAACCAGAAUUUUGAACAAACAACAAACUUCAAAACAACAACACAAUUACCUCCAAUUUCAUCAGAAUUCGAAGAAACAUUUCAACUGGAUGAAGUUCGUGAAGAAGUUAAGCCUAUCCAAACAACAACUACAACAAAUGUUUUACUAGAAGGUUAUGUUGAGGAAAUAAUUUUAGAACAACAACAAACAACAACACAGCUUCCCUUGUUUUUGCUUCCAACAACACCAGAACAACAACAAACAUUAAUAAAUAAAUCAGAAACUAGCAGCAAUGUUUCAAUUGUUAAAAACAAAGAAGAGAUAGGCGACAACACAAAGAACGAUAAAAUAAUAAUUACUACUUUUUUUAAUACAGUGGAUGAGAAGAUAAUUCCUGCAGAAGUUCAACCUAUUCCACCUCCACCUACUUAUGAUUAUAAUAAAGAAUUGGAUGUGUUGGUAGAAUUUAAUUUGGAAAAGACGUUGAAGAGGAAGGAAUGUGAAGAUAAUGAAGAAAAUAAUAAAGUUUUUGAGUGUAAAAACAGACUUUCCGAACAUUUCUGUUCUGCUUUCAAGUCCAUGUGUCUUUUCCCAACUGGCGAUUCUGCUAUUCACUCAGUUGCUUUAAUCCAUACUCUUCAUUAUUUACGUCAUUUUAUUGGUGGAGGAAAUAUGAGGGCAAAUUUACGUUUCGCUGCAAAUUUUUUGGAAACUGGACUUGCACAAACACUUGUUGAUCGACAAGAAAUUAAUAGAAUGAUUAUUAAAAUUGGAGACCUACUAAACCUUUUCCCUUCUGAAGAUGAUUUGGCUGAAUUGUUACUUUCUGCUGAAGGAGGUCCCAUAAUUGAAAGAAUGCUUCAACUCAAAAAAGAAAGUGUUUAUCAAUGUGGAAUAUCUCGAAUAAAUUGUAAUUCUCCUACUACAAAUGAUCUUCCUUCAUUAACAAUUAAUUUGUCAAAAGUUUUGAAUUGCAAAAGAAAGUGGCAAAGCUGUUUAAGGGUGGCUAAUGCAAAAUUGGCCAAGGAAUUUGAACUUCUCCUUUGGCAUUUCCGCGCUCAACUACUCCCGUACCCUCAUGGAGCAAUUUGGCUGCUUUGUUCGAAAACUUGUGGUAGAUGUUUGCCUGUGGCCAUAGCUGAUGGAAAUAUUGAAAGCUGGAAGGAAGAAAAUCCAAAUUUAAUUGAAAUAAAUAAAUGAAUAU
Meloidogyne enterolobii is the source of this 4030-nucleotide messenger RNA. NCBI's taxonomy places the organism in Eukaryota, Metazoa, Nematoda, Chromadorea, Rhabditida, Meloidogynidae. The record is from the annotation of a GenBank genome assembly.